Prunus armeniaca (apricot) is the source of this 858-nucleotide messenger RNA. NCBI's taxonomy places the organism in Eukaryota, Viridiplantae, Streptophyta, Magnoliopsida, Rosales, Rosaceae. The record is from the annotation of a GenBank genome assembly.
AUGAAAAGGGGAAAAUCAUUCACGUUGGAACAAGAUGUGGCUAUUUGCAAUGCUCGGUUAAAUAUCUUCCAAGAUCCGUUCAAUGUUGUUUCAAAACCGCAAUAUAAUUUCUGGGAUCGUAUAUACCAAAAUUAUGUUGAGUUAACUGGUGAACAAAAUGUGCGAUCCCAAUGUUCAGUUCAGUCUAGGUGGAAAUCAAUCUUCGGGAGUUGCAAAAAAUUUCAUGAUUGUCUUGCUCGGGUAGAAGAUAAACAAAGUGGAUUGACAGAAUCUAACAAGGUUCUUCGAGCAAAUAUGCUGUACUUUGAGCAUGAGAAGAAACGUUUUGCAUUCAAUCAUUGUUGGGAAAUUUUGCAACAUAAGAUGAAAGAUUUGGUACCAGCUAAGAGUCCUGAUCCUCGUACUAAGGAUAGAGACCCCAACAUCCAUUCCUCAUUCUCCUCGCAUCCUCUGGACCCUAACACACUUGUUUCACCUGAAUCUGAUAAAGAUUCAUAUUAUAUAAUGGAAUCUCGAAAAAGCAAAAGGCCUACAAGAAGAAGAGCUGAAAAAGAAGCACACAGGAGGAGCAAGGUAGUCAAUACUUCGGAUUCUCGCAUUUGCGACUUGAUGGAGCAAUUUACAAAACAAUUGGCAGAGAGUGACAAAAGAAAGGCAGAAGUAGCAGAAAGAAAGGUAAAGGUCAUGGAGGAAAUGAAUGAAAGGCAGCAAAGAGAGCAAGAUGACCGCAUUAUGAGUAUGGACACUUCAAACAUCGGACCACGCGCAAGAGCUUACUAUGAGCACAAAAAGAGUGAUAUUUAUUUCAAAACCAUGGGGCACACUGCAGACAAGUCCAAUAUGGAGGACAAGAGCUAG